Mercenaria mercenaria is the source of this 1328-nucleotide messenger RNA. Its product is annotated as solute carrier family 25 member 43-like. Gene Ontology annotation, biological process: transmembrane transport. The record is from RefSeq and is a predicted model, not a curated record. The transcript is spliced from 4 exons. Lineage: Eukaryota; Metazoa; Mollusca; Bivalvia; Venerida; Veneridae. Bases 139 to 1269 code for a protein of 376 amino acids.
UCGCGUCAUGGCAAUGGCGUCAGUGUGGAAACUGGCAACAAAUUAACCAGUUGACGUGACCACUUGUUUGAAAAGUCGAACUUCUAAAGAGUAUAGCUAUGUUUAGUAGAGAUACAAGAUUAACAGUUACACAUAGCUAUGUUUAGUAGAGAUACAAGAUUAACAGUUACACAAGAUUCUAUCUGUGGCUCCUUUAGCGGUAUUUUGUCUCGGACAUUAACAGCUCCACUGGAUGUAACAAAGGUAUUGUACCAAGUUGGGGUACCGCAUGCCAACCAGAGAGCUUAUUUGGGCGGCGGUCUUUUCAGCUUAGCAAAAUACGUGAAACAAACAGAGGGUUCACGGGCCCUUUACAAGGGAAAUAUGACCAGUUGUCUGAAGAUGUUUCCUGCGUCAAUUAUUCAGUUUUCGACAUACUUCAGUCUAAAGACAUUCUUUGCCGGCGAGACGGGUGAAAUGACAAUGACUCAGACAACGCUUGCCAGUGCUACAGCGGGCUAUGCAUCAACUAUAGUUACCUACCCUAUAGAUACAGUAAAGACACGGCUAAUAGCCCAGCCGUUUGACAAGGGCCGUUCAUUCUACAGAGGUAUUAUAGACUGUUGGAGAAUGAUGAUAUACACUGAAGGCGUCAGGUCAUUAUGGAAAGGGCUGUCGGCGGCAUUAUUAGCUACUGUACCAUCAACGAUGUCGCUUUUUCUAACAUAUGAGUUGUUGGACAGAUACAUUUUUAGUGCAGACGUCCCCAGCGUGAUCAAUGACUGUGUAGUGGACGGGAAGCGAGUUACUCAUGGCAUGACCGCCGCAUUAAUCUCCCUUCUUUCCACUCAUCCGCUGGAUACUUGUCGAAAGAAAAUGCAGGCGUAUUCCCUUCAUCUGGAGAACCAUGGUGGAGUGGACUUCGAGGUUAAAUCUUUGAGACAAUGUUUUGGACAUAUUUGGCGAAACCAAUGGUUUCUUGGUCUGUAUGCAGGAUUUGCACCCGCCGCUCUAAGGUUGGUACCAUUCAAUGCACUGAUGCUAUGGUCCUACAACAGAUGUAAGCGGCUAUGCUUACGGCACAACGGUUUACCUGCCCAGGACCACGAGCGGCUAUUGACACGGCGCGAGGAAGACAUACAUGAUUUGGAGUACAUGUUACUCGAAGACCUGCUUAAUGACGACCCCCCAGCAGUGAGAUAUGCUAAAUUAUACCUUAUGGAACAACAAGAACUGAAAGAGAACAAGAAAAAGCGAAACAAAAUCUAUGACAAAAAUGAAAAAAAUUAAGUAACAGUAGACCUAUUUUCAGAAAUAAAAAUGAGUACAUGUAACACAUUGUUGCUCUA